Molecule: messenger RNA, 550 nt
Organism: Notothenia coriiceps (black rockcod)
Lineage: Eukaryota; Metazoa; Chordata; Actinopteri; Perciformes; Nototheniidae
Product: GATS-like protein 3
Exons: 3
Coding region: 16-396 (126 amino acids)
Biological process (GO): negative regulation of TORC1 signaling
Molecular function (GO): arginine binding
Source: RefSeq, a predicted model, not a curated record
UUUUCCCACAAACCAAUGCUUCCUUUUCUCUCCGCAGCCAUCCAGCCCACGGUCCACCCGGUGGUGAUCCCUAAGAACCAGUUCUGUGUCAUGUCUCUGGACCCGGACACUCUGCCGUCCAUCGCCACCACGCUCAUCGACGUGCUCUUUUAUUCCAACAGUCCUAAGGAGGAUGCUGCCAACCAGGGUUUGGACUGCAUCAAGUUCUUCUCCUUCUCCCUCAUCGAUGGCUACAUCUCACUGGUGAUGGACACUGAGGCUCAGAGACAGUUUCCUGCUGACCUCCUCUUCACCAGCUCCUCUGGGGAGCUGUGGCGAAUGGUUCGUAUCGGGGGACAGCCGCUUGGCUUUGGUAAGGCCGCUUUCUUUAAAAGACUUAAUCACAUAGUCAUUUAAUCUAUGUACAGGUUUGUCAUGGCUUCCUUCCUUGUUUAUCUAUCAAGCCACUAGACGCCUUAAACAGACAUUUUUAACUUGUUUUCUUCCUUUAUAUUACUUACAGUUGAAGAUUUGCUUGGCCUCCGAUGGAUUAGAUCAGGGGUCUGCAACC